This is a messenger RNA of Branchiostoma belcheri (Belcher's lancelet), 2239 nucleotides long. RefSeq lists its product as uncharacterized. The coding region runs from base 100 to 1599 and encodes 499 amino acids. The record is from RefSeq and is a predicted model, not a curated record. Gene Ontology annotation, cellular component: nucleus; cytoplasm. NCBI's taxonomy places the organism in Eukaryota, Metazoa, Chordata, Leptocardii, Amphioxiformes, Branchiostomatidae. Gene Ontology annotation, biological process: regulation of cell cycle; positive regulation of protein ubiquitination; negative regulation of apoptotic process. The transcript has 9 exons. Gene Ontology annotation, molecular function: ubiquitin protein ligase activity; cysteine-type endopeptidase inhibitor activity involved in apoptotic process.
GUUGCACAGCUCAUUCUAUAUUUUGUCCAUGACGUUCCAAAUACAAGCACCACUUCGAAAACGCACAGUUUAUGAGCGCGGUGUAGUGAAGAGGCGGGCAUGGCAGAGGCCGCGGAGACCAGGGGAGAGUGCGCUCUGAGUGCGAUGAGAAUGGAAAAUCCAGGCAUGGGAGAACCGAGGACCCGUGUGCCUCUCCGUGGUGAGUUGGAGACAUGGGACGACAUGGAGAGUCUGGCAACAGGUUUUAGCCGGAAACUGCAGAUGGGAAAACCUGGUCGAGGACCAGGGACAGGCAGGGUCGAGCACGGACCUCCCCACUUCAAGGAUGAGCCACAGGCGGGCUGGCACAUCGGAUAUUGGAACAGUGACCGACGCCCUUGCCUGUACCAUCCCCAAACACCCACGGCCAUCUCACUGGUCACUGGCGAUGACCGUGGCCAGUUCGGCCUUCUCUGGACCGCAGACGAUGAACCGAUGGUCUUGGACAUCGACAACGUCGACUUUUGUGUUGAUCCCAGCACAGUAACUUGGAAGGACAGACUGAAUGAUGCAGAGUUGGAGUUUGCGAUCGGAGACAAACUGAGGCUGGUCCUGGCUGGGAACAGACCUCCUAGCCCUUCACAGAAGCUGAACUUCAAACCAGCCACAAUCUACAUGGACACCUCCACCAUGCAACAGGUGGCUAUAGUGGGAUCUUCUGAACACUCCAACUCGAAGAAGAUCAAACAUAUCCUGGUUGCACAAGUAACAGAGGACAGGGCUGCUAAUAUCGACACCAUCACAAAGGCAAAAAAGGAAAACCUGAUGAGGGACACUGGAAGGCACAGGUACUGCAACGUGGACAAACUGCUGGCUGACAUCAGGAGCGUCUACUUCCCCAGUUUUGCCACAAGCCCACAAGAGAUCAUGCGGACUCUUGGGGCAUAUGCUGCUGAUGUGUCCAGUGGUAACGUGAAUAGUCGAGGUAAUCGGGAAAGAGGGGCCCUUCUUCUACACUACCAAGACGGCCCAAGGUACAUCCCAUUCACUGCAGCGUUCCACAACACCAUCAGGCAACAAGGACUGAACAGGGAGACUGAGAGGAUGCGCACCUUUGCGACCUGGCCACCAUCUUCCCCCGUACCUCCAAAAAGCCUCGUACAGGCUGGUUUCUUUUCAAUUGGAAAGGAAUUGUACGUACAGUGCUUUGUGUGUGGUGAUGUGAAAGGUACGUGGAAGUAUGGUGAUGAUCCCCUGCAGUGUCACUAUGAUAUGAAUGGGUGGUGUGAGUUUAUGCUCAGCUAUGAUGUGGGGAAUGUCUCCCUCGAGGAGGAAAGUGCUCUAGUAGUUAGGAGUGAGCAUGAGGUGUUCGGCACACUGCCAACUGUGCAAGCUGGUCCAGUGGCUUUUGAUCCAUCAACAGUACAACAGCUAUUGAAGGAAAUGCAUCAGGAGUGUGAGAAACUUUCGUGCAAAAUCUGUAUGGAUGGAGAGAUUGCAUAUGCAUUCUUCCCAUGCGGUCAUUUGGUUGUGUGCUCAAAAUGUGUCAACAAUGGCUACAAAAUCUGUCCUAUGUGCAGGCAGGUGAUCAAUCGAACCAAGAGGGUAUACUUCAACUAGACUUCUGAGACCCUAUGUAUGCUUCUAUCAGUUAAUAUUGUAUUUAUCCUGGAGACACUUGAUUUCAUGAAGCUUAUUUUGAACUCUUUCUGUUAUCCAUGUUUAUAUUCAACCAACCAACCAACCAACCAACCAACCAACCAACCAACCAACCAACCAACCAACCAACCAACCAACCAACCAACCAACCAAUCAAUCAAUCAAUCAAUCAAUCAAUUAACAGGAUGUUCAUCUUUCAAACGAAUCUGAUGAAAGGCUGAUCGACCCACAUGCCAAACAUCAUAAAAAUUGUUUGUAACUUCUUGGGUUAUAAAGGGUACAGCAUUCUUCAUAUCAGACCAAACACUUAAAUUUCUGAAAGGCAUCAGUGCCGUCAGAUCAAUGUAACCUUCUAUGAAGAUUUCCCAUAUUGACAGUCUUAUGUACUGCUGGGAACAAAAAAAAUGUACAGCUAUGUAACCUUCUAUGAAGACACGUAAUAUAAUGUACAGUUCUAAGUAGCCUUCUAUGAAGCAAUCUCAUGUACACCAGUCAGUGCCACGUUUUCACGUGCCUUGCGUGUACAAUACUGACAGGUCGUCAGUCCUAUAUGUAGCCUUCUAUGAAGCAGAUGUACAUUACAGUUUUACGUACAUUUCAG